AUGGCAUGGAAAAAUAUAACAGAUUAUUACAAUCACAUAAGGCGCCGUAAUGAUCGUGCUUCGAUUACCGGCAUAAGGAUGCCCGACUCCAAAUGGCAGUUCUAUAACAUGUUGCAUUUCACGAAACAAUACAAACCUUUAAGAAGACGGAGAAUAGAUGGACUGCAUCAAUCCGUUAAGAGUGAACGUGAUGUGAAAUUAGAGGACGACGAAGAGGAUGAACNAGAACAGUCAGGCGACAGUUUCACAUCACAGAAACGAUCUCAAAGUAUGUUAUUGUCUACGAAUAACAACAAAAAUGAUGCGAUUGCAUCGUUCGGUUAG
Messenger RNA from Anisakis simplex (herring worm), 324 nucleotides. The record is from the annotation of a GenBank genome assembly. Lineage: Eukaryota; Metazoa; Nematoda; Chromadorea; Rhabditida; Anisakidae.